AUGGAUACUGACCUCGCCGCGCGGCUUGAUGACUUGCAGUUGGCAGGGCCCGACAUGCUGAUUGAUGGCUACGACCAGUACCACCAACAGGAAAACGAGGUUGUCAACAUCUCUCCCGACGAUGCUUCAGAGGAACCUGCAGAAGCUCUUCCCCGGGCUGAUGACUUCGAGACGAUGAAACGCCAUGUCCUUGUCGACCUACCCGAUGUCGAAGUGGAAGCCGAAGCAUAUCAUACUUGGCACAUAGAAAAAUGGCGGACGCUUUCCCGGCGAGAGCAUGGGCCAGUAUUUGAAUGUGGCGGCCACCCCUGGAGAGUGCUCUUCUUCCCAUACGGGAACCAGGUCGACUGUGCCUCCUUCUACCUAGAACACGGGUUCGAGGGCGACCCACCGCCGGACUGGUACGCCUGCGUUCAGUUUGCCCUCGUCCUAUGGAAUCCGAACGAUCCAACCCUGUACCGAACCCAUACCGCCACUCACCGGUUCAACGCAAAAGAAGGCGACUGGGGCUUUACAAGGUUUGUGGAACUCAGGAAGGCCUUUCAUCAACCCUGGGAAGAUGGGUCGCGUCACUUGGUGGAGAACGACGAAGCUAAACUGACGGCCUAUGUCCGCAUCAUCAAAGACCCUACUGGUGUCCUAUGGCACAAUUUUGAAGGGUACGACUCAAAGAAGGAGACGGGUAUGGUCGGCUUAAAGAAUCAAGGUGCAACCUGCUAUUUGAACUCCCUUCUCCAAUCCCUUUAUUUUACGAACUUGUUCCGCAAAGCCGUCUACCAGAUCCCCACCGAGCAGGAAGCGAACCGGAGUAACAGUGCUUGGACACUUCAGCGGUUGUUCUAUAGGCUGCAAAAAGACAGAUUUGCAGUCUCGACGAACGAGUUAACUGCAUCGUUUGGCUGGGACACUCGGCAAAUUUUCGAGCAGCAAGACGUUCAAGAACUGUCGCGAAUAUUGAUGGAGGUCUUGGAGAAGAAGAUGAAGGGCACCCCUGCAGAACGAACUCUGCCAGAACUUUUCGUCGGAAAGACCAAGACUUACAUUUCGUGCAUAAACGUCGACUUUGAGUCUUCGAGGAUAGAGGAAUUCUGGGACAUCCAACUCAAUGUCAGGGGCAACAAAAACCUGCAUGAGAGCUUCAUGGACUAUAUCCAAGUCGAGACGCUGGAGGGCGAAAACAAGUACGACGCUGGUGAACCUUACAAGCUGCAAGAUGCCCGCAAGGGCGUCAUCUUCGAAUCCUUUCCACCUGUUCUGCACCUGCAGCUGAAGAGAUUCGAAUAUGACAUCAACCGUGAUGCGAUGAUGAAGGUCAACGACAGGCACGAGUUUCCCGAAGAAUUUGAUGCGUCUCUCUAUCUAUCAGAGGAAGCUAAAGUUGCUUCAACCGAACCGUGGAUAUACCAAUUACACGGCGUGCUAGUCCACAGCGGCGAUUUCAAUGCAGGCCACUAUUACGCUUUUCUGAAGCCCACCAAAGAUGGUCACUUCUACAAAUUCGACGACGACCGAGUCACACGAUCAACCAUGAAAGAAGUACUGGAAGAAAACUUUGGAGGAGAGUACGCCAACGUUGCCAACGGUGGCCUCGGACAACGGCAACCGUACAUGCGAGGCUACUCCACUAAACGAUCCAUGAAUGCGUAUAUGUUGGUAUAUAUUCGGAAGAGCAGACUUGACGACGUCCUCCUUAGUGUGAGCGAGUCUGAUAUCCCUGCACACAUCGAAACCAGAAUUGCCGAGGAGCAAGCGGAACUUGCCAGAAAGAAGAAAGAGCGCGAGGAGGCUCACCUCUAUAUGAAUGUUGGCGUGAUUACGGAGAAGAGUUUCCAGGCCCAUCACGGGUUCGACUUGACGAGUUAUGAGCUUGAGCAAUCAGAUCCGGCCAGUGCCCAGGUCCACCGGGUCCUGCGCACAACCAAAAUCAGCGAGUUUGCCGCUACCAUCGCCGGGGAGCUUGGAUUGGAGUCUGAUCAAGUUCGGUUUUGGGUCAUGGUGGGUCGACAAAAUAAAACAAAUCGCCCCGAUCAACCCAUUCGUGAUGUCGAAAUAACCAUGGAAGAAGCAAUGAACAAGUACGGGUCAAGAGGCAGGCCGUUCUAUCUGUGGGCUGAAAAUGGAACGAAAGGGGACGACGGCAAAAUCCAAUGGCCAGACCUCACACAAGCCGUGGGCGGCAACGUCCCAAUCCUGGUUUUCCUCAAAUAUUUCGACGUCAAGGCUCAAACUUUAACUGGCGUUGGCCAUGUCUAUGUCAAGAAACUGGACAAAGUGCAAGAAAUCGCGCCUCAAAUCAAUCGAAUCAUGCAUUGGGAUCCAACUACGCCAAUUCUGCUGUUUGAAGAGAUCAAAUUCUCAAUGAUCGAGGCUAUGAAGCCGAAACAAACCUUCCAACAAUCCGAAAUUCAAGACGGCGACAUCAUCUGCUUUCAACAAAAUCUCCCCGAUCUUGAUCUGUCUACUGCAACAUAUACCGAUGCUCGGCAAUACUAUGAUUACCUGUUGAACCGAAUACCGGUCAGCUUUUAUCCGAAACCCGGCACUGAAGGAGAAGCCUUCGUGCUUAGCCUCAGCAAGAAGAUGACCUAUGAUCAACUUUCCGCUAAGGUGGGCGAGCACCUCAAGGUUGACCCUACUCAUAUUCGGUUCGCCACUAUCAGCGCUACCAACAACAAGAUCAAAAUGUGGAUUAAACGCGGGAUGAACCAUAACCUCCAACAAAUCCUACAGUCACAGUUUUCCUCCUACGGUGGAUAUGCCACUCAUCGCGGCGACGCAUUGUAUUACGAGGUUUUGGAAACAAGUCUCGCUGACUACGAGACCAAAAAGAUAAUGAAAGUGAUCUGGCUAAGUGACGGCAUCAGUAAAGAGGAACCAUUAGAAAUACUCGUCGCCAAAAACGGCAUCAUUGGAGAUUUGAUCGCCGGCAUUGUCAAGAAGCUCAACCUGGACGAACAGACAGCUCGCAGUCUACGGGUCCUCGAAGUACAUGGCGGCAAAAUCCACAAGGAACUCAUCGAGGAUUUCAACGUGGUUGGAGUUAAUGAGUUUACCACGUUAUAUGCCGAGAAGAUCCCAGACGAAGAACUGAACGCCUCCGAGGAUGACCGAUUCAUCUACUGCUACCACUUCGACAAAGAAGCCAACAAACCCCACGGUGUCCCAUUCAAGUUUAUGCUCAAACCAGGCGAACCCCUCAAAGAGACCAAAGAAAGAAUCAGUAAGAGAACAGGGAUCAAAGGCAAAUUGUUGCAGCAAAUCAAGUUUGCGCUUAUCUCGAGGACGCUUUAUGCAAAACCGAGAUACAUCGAAGACGACGAUAUCAUCGUCGAUCUGAUCCAAGACGGAGAUGAGAUGCUCGGGCUGGACCAUGUCAACAAGGCGCGCAACUUCUGGGGAAGAGCCGAGGGGAUGUUUAUCCGGUAG
This is a messenger RNA of Cladophialophora psammophila CBS 110553, 3426 nucleotides long. RefSeq names its product ubiquitin thiolesterase. Lineage: Eukaryota; Fungi; Ascomycota; Eurotiomycetes; Chaetothyriales; Herpotrichiellaceae. The coding region runs from base 1 to 3426 and encodes 1141 amino acids. Gene Ontology annotation, cellular component: nucleus; cytosol. The record is from RefSeq and is a predicted model, not a curated record. Gene Ontology annotation, biological process: protein deubiquitination; regulation of protein stability. Gene Ontology annotation, molecular function: cysteine-type deubiquitinase activity; cysteine-type endopeptidase activity; protein binding. The transcript is spliced from 3 exons.